UCCAUCACCCCCCUUGAAAUCUCUCUGCGUCUCUCUGAAGAAAACAACAAUGGCAGCUGCCUCUGCAGUUGUAAAGCCCUACUCCUACCCCAUAUGCUCAACUUCAAACUCCCCUCUGAAAUCCACAGCCCCCCCAUUCCCUCACAAGCAUAACCAGCUCUCUCUCAGGAGAGAGAUAAUCUUGAAAGGUCUUUCUCUGCUUCCUCUUCUUGAGUUGAAGCAGCCGCGUCCUUCUUCAGCGGCUAAAGAGAUCGAGGUUGGGUCCUUCCUCCCACCUUCCCCUUCCGACCCUUCCUUCGUCUUCUUCAAAGCCUCUCCCAAAGACACCCCUGCUCUUCGCGCAGGAAAUGUGCAACCCUACCAGUUCAUCAUCCCACCAACUUGGAAACAGACAAGAGUAGCAAACAUAUUGUCUGGCAAUUACUGCCAACCCAAAUGUGCAGAGCCUUGGGUGGAGGUGAAAUUUGAAGAUGAGAAACAGGGGAAAAUCCAAGUAGUGGCUUCACCUUUGAUACGCCUCACCAAUAAGCCCAAUGCAUCAAUUGAAGAAAUUGGGAGCCCUGAGAAGUUGAUUGCUUCUCUUGGCCCUUUUGUUACUGGAAAUACAUAUGAUCCGGACGAACUCCUUGAGACACAGGUUGAAAAGCUUGGUGAUCAGACGUAUUACAAAUAUGUGCUUGAGACUCCUUUUGCUUUGACGGGUUCACACAAUCUUGCAAAGGCAACAGCAAAGGGGAAUACCGUUGUCUUAUUUGUAGUCAGUGCAAAUGAUAAACAGUGGCCAACAUCUGAGAAAACCUUAAAAGCCAUGCUUGAUUCCUUUCAGGUGUAGCUCUUCCUCAAUCUGUUUACUUUUGAUUUCUACAUGUUCCAUUUCCCCUGAUUUGAACAGAAGAAAAAAAAAAGGUGACAUCUACAUGUACACUGAACCAGAAAAGCAUAUCAUCAAUUAUUGAGAGUUUUUUGAUCCUUC
Messenger RNA from Corylus avellana, 973 nucleotides. It is a transcript of the gene PPD6, whose product is annotated as thylakoid lumenal protein (Mog1/PsbP/DUF1795-like photosystem II reaction center PsbP family protein). The record is from RefSeq and is a predicted model, not a curated record. Lineage: Eukaryota; Viridiplantae; Streptophyta; Magnoliopsida; Fagales; Betulaceae. Gene Ontology annotation, cellular component: photosystem II; photosystem II oxygen evolving complex; extrinsic component of membrane. Gene Ontology annotation, biological process: photosynthesis. Gene Ontology annotation, molecular function: calcium ion binding.